Miscanthus lutarioriparius is the source of this 1395-nucleotide messenger RNA. The record is from the annotation of a GenBank genome assembly. NCBI's taxonomy places the organism in Eukaryota, Viridiplantae, Streptophyta, Magnoliopsida, Poales, Poaceae.
AUGGCCACCCUCUCUUCCGCUCUCCUCUUCGCCGCGCUCCUCGCGGCCGCCCAGUACGUGCUCCGCUUGCUCCACUCCUUCCUGUGGGUCUCACUCCGCCUGGAACGCCGCUUGCGGCGGCAGGGAAUCCGGUGGCCACCGCGCAGCCUGCUCUCCGGUAACGCAGCCGACUACCGCGACUUGCUAGCCGCCGCCAGGUCCGCGCCGCUCCCCUCCUUCCGCCACGAUGGCGUCGUCGCCCGCGCCACGCCGCAGUACGCGGUCUGGCCGGCGCGGCACGGGCGGCCGUUCGUGUACUGGUUCGAGCCCCGGCCGCGGCUGGUGAUCUCCGAUCCGGAGCUCGUGAAGGCCGCCAUGACCGACUCCACGGGGGCCUUUGAUAAGGCGGGCGCCGGCGGCAACAACCCGCUCGCCAGGCAGCUCAUUGGCGAGGGGCUCACUGGGCUCUCUGGGCAGACGUGGGCGCGCCACCGCCGCGUGAUUUCGCCGGCGUUUAACAUGGAGAGGGUGAAGGCUUGGAUACCAGAAAUAGCAGCUGCGGCGUCAUCUGUUCUGGAUAAAUGGGAGGCCGAAGGUGGAAGCCGCACUGAGUUUGAGAUCGAUGUCCAUAAAGCAUUCCACACUUUGAGUGCAGAUGUCAUUUCCUGUGUGGCAUUUGGAAGUAGCUACGAGGAGGGAAAACGAAAUUUUCAAUUGCAAGAGGAACAAAUGAUGCUUGCUCUUCUUGCAAUGAGGACUGUUUACAUUCCUGGCUUCAGCAAAGCUGGGAGCGAAUACAAAAUGGGAAUUGAAGAGAUAAUUCAUGAGUGCAAGACAUUUUACUUUGCUGGGAAGGAAACAACAGCGAACUUGUUCACAUGGGCAACACUUCUUCUUGCAUUGCAUCAAGAGUGGCAAGUCAAGGCCCGUGAUGAAGUUCUUAAAGUGUGCGGAAAGUAUGAGCACCCUAAUGCAGAAAACCUGAGUGAUCUCAAAAUUGUAACUAUGGUGUUAAAAGAAACCCUCAGGCUGUAUCCUCCAGCUACAUUCAUCAAUAGGACUGCCACUAGGGAUAUCAAGCUGGGUAAACUAGACAUCCCGGCUGGCACACGGCUUGACUUCCCUAUUAUUGCCAUCCAUCAUGACCAUGAUGUCUGGGGCACCGAUGCAGAGGAGUUUAAUCCAUCAAGGUUUGCCGAUGGCAAGAGCUAUCACCUAGGUGCUUACUUCCCCUUUGGGAUUGGUCCUACAAUCUGCGUUGGCCAGAAUCCUGCAAUGGUCGAGGCCAAGGUGGCACUUGCAAUGACCCUUCAGCGGUUUGCCUUUACUGUUUCGCCAUCUUAUGCUCAUGCACCAAUGCUGAUGUUAACCCUCCAACCCCAGUUCGGUGCUCAAGUUCUUGUCCGGAAGAUAUGA